Scaptodrosophila lebanonensis is the source of this 2747-nucleotide messenger RNA. It is a transcript of the gene p120ctn, whose product is annotated as catenin delta-2. Gene Ontology annotation, cellular component: plasma membrane; cytoplasm; adherens junction. Gene Ontology annotation, molecular function: cadherin binding. The transcript is spliced from 4 exons. The record is from RefSeq and is a predicted model, not a curated record. The coding region runs from base 136 to 2454 and encodes 772 amino acids. Gene Ontology annotation, biological process: cell-cell adhesion; cell-cell junction assembly. Lineage: Eukaryota; Metazoa; Arthropoda; Insecta; Diptera; Drosophilidae.
CUUUAAUUUCUUAUAUAUAUAAAAGAAUUUACGGUGUCUCUGUGCUGUAAUUUAUUUAUUAUACCCAUCUCUAAAACCAAAUGAUUAUAUGCGUGUGUUUUAUUUUACAUUUAAAGAUCGCAAACAAAUUGUAAUAUGAAUCCCUCUCAAAAUGUAAAUAUGGAGCCAGCGCUGGUGCCGGAUGCUGGGCAACUUCAAACUCAAUAUACUGCAUUUCAAAACUAUGAGCAAUAUACCACCGGGUAUCCGAAUGCGCCUAUUUACAUCACAAAGCCACAAGGCAUUGGAGCCAUACAACGUGUUGGCCCUCAUUGUUCGGUUAUUGGAUCUCAAACUCAAAUUGAAACCACUUCCCAGGAUAUAAGUUUACCCGGUAUUGAAAAUCACACGAUGGCUCCAGCAGUGAGAUAUAUACAAGCUGCCCAAUUUGAUGAAGUACCAGAUUAUGGUAUAUCUGGAUUGCCGUCAUGCGCUGUAGAGCCUCAUUAUACGGAUGAAUCAAUUGUUCCGUACGGGUAUACAACAGAAGCUAGUUAUGGAUUGCCAAGUGUGAGUGGAAAUAUGAAGCCAUAUGCUGCGAGGCCGUUCGACGACAACCUAAACGGGUCGGAGGUUGCCGGUGAUGCUCAUUGCAUGCCGUUCGAUGGGCAAGGCGAUUUUAAAUUGCCCCAAUUUCCCAUUAACUCAUUAAGCGCUGUGCCUUCAAGAAUCGGUGAAAAAGACGAAUUUAUUGGAGGAUCUGACAGUGAUAUUUGUUCAACAAUGAGGUGGCGAGAUCCAAAUCUGUCGGAAGUUAUAAGCUUUCUUAGCAAUCCAAACAAUGCUAUAAAAGCAAAUGCUGCGGCAUAUCUACAGCAUUUGUGUUAUAUGGAUGAUCCAAAUAAACAACGUACUAGAACAUUAGGAGGAAUUCCACCCCUUAUCCGUUUGCUAUCAUAUGAUGCUCCAGAAAUUCAUAAAAAUGCGUGUGGAGCUUUGCGUAAUUUAUCCUACGGCAGGCAGAAUGACGAAAAUAAACGGGCAAUUAAAAAUGCAGGUGGGAUAACAGCAUUAGUUAAUCUGCUUUGUCGGUCUCAGGAAUCAGAAGUGAAGGAGUUAGUUACUGGAGUUUUGUGGAAUAUGUCCUCUUGUGAAGACAUAAAACGUUCAAUUAUCGAUGAAGCUCUAUCUGCAAUAGUUUGUAACAUUAUAAAGCCACAUUCCGGUUGGGAUCCUGCCUGCUGUGGGGAGACAUGUUUCUCGACCGUUUUCCGAAACGCUUCCGGCGUAUUGCGUAACGUCAGCUCAGCUGGAGAACACGCGCGAGGAUGUUUACGCAACUGCGAACAUUUAGUUGAAUGCUUGCUUUACGUAGUAAGAACCGCUAUUGAGAAAAACAAUAUCGGUAACAAGACGGUAGAGAACUGCGUUUGCGUACUUCGAAAUUUAUCGUACAGAUGCCAAGAAGUUGAAGAUCCAAAUUACGAUAAGCAGCCUUUCAUAGCUCAAGAAAGAGUUAUACCGUCAUCUUCAAAAGGUGAAAAUUUGGGUUGUUUUGGCACAAGUAAAAAGAAGAAGGAAUUAGCUCAAAAUGAGGUUCAACAGGACUACAUUUUUUCUACUGAGUAUUCUAAAAGUUUAAGAACAAAUCAUCAGUCAAACAAGGGAUAUGAGCAAUUAUGGCAGCCUGAAGUGGUUCAGUAUUAUUUGUCUUUAUUGCAGAGUUGCUCCAAUCCCGAAACCCUAGAAGCCGCUGCAGGAGCAAUUCAAAAUUUGUCGGCUUGCUAUUGGCAGCCCAGCAUUGAUAUUCGCGCAACAGUACGUAAAGAGAAAGGCCUACCUAUUCUAGUAGAGCUUUUGCGGAUGGAAGUGGAUCGCGUCGUAUGCGCUGUUGCUACAGCAUUGCGUAAUCUCGCUAUUGACCAGCGAAAUAAGGAGCUGAUUGGCAAAUAUGCCAUGCGGGAUUUAGUCCAAAAACUACCUUCGGGCAACGUACAACAUGAUCAAAAUACAUCUGACGACACCAUCACGGCCGUAUUGGCAACCAUAAACGAAGUCAUUAAGAAAAACCCCGAGUUCUCUCGGUCGCUUUUGGAUGCUGGAGGUGUAGACCGUCUUAUGAAUAUUACUAAGCGAAAGGAAAAAUAUACCACUUGUGUAAUUAAAUUUGCCAGUCAGGUUUUGUACACAAUGUGGCAGCAUCACGAGCUCCGUGAUGUGUACAAGAAAAAUGGAUGGAAGGAGCAAGACUUCGUAAAUAAAAACUUUACAGCGCACAACACCCCACCAAGCUCUCCAAAUAAUGCAAACAAUACCCUUAAUAGACCAAUGGCGUCUCAAGGUCGGACUCGAUAUGAAGAUAGAACAAUUCAGCGCGUUCCAAAUGCCUCAUAUAGGAAUAAGGAUUCAACUGGAGCCGUAAUGUCUAACAACGAGUCUGCAAUUCUGUCAGAAAUGGUGCGGAAACAAUUAUAAGGUGUAAAUUUCAUACAUUUUUUGGUUUGUUAAUAAUUUUAUUAGGAGUAGGUACACAUAAAGUAUUUAAUUAUCAUAUAUGUAUUACUCAGCAAGUUCUAUAGACACUUACAAUUCAGCGUUUAUUAUUAUUUUCAAAAAGCUAAGAUUUUUACAGCAUUGAUUAGAAGUAACUUGAAAUCAGAUCGAUUAAAUGGUUUGUGUAAGCAUCAAACUAUUCAUUUCCAACGUAGUGUCGCUUUUAUGCGACUACGAGUAUAUUACAUAAUAAAUUAAGAAAAAUAUGACAUUAA